AACCCUGUUGGUACUGAACCCUUUGGGUUUAAUACUGAGGCCACUCACACUUGUGCCAUGGGCUACUACUUGAGUAAUGGGAGUGAUGUGAGGGUGUGUGAAGGAAAUGACUCUAGUACUGCUGGAACUUGGAGUGGUACUGCUCCGGGAUGUUCAGCCAAUCUCCCAGUCAUCACCAGUGAGCCCAGUGACCUCCUAGUUAGCGAAGGGACAACUGUUCAGUUCUCUGUGACUGCUGAAGGUGCUAACUUGACUUACCAGUGGAUGAAUGGAGCUGGAGAUCUUUCCGACAUGAUAGGGAAUAUAUCGGGAGCUACCACGGCAACCUUGACAAUCGUAAAUGUUGGCUUGUCUGAUGUUGGUGUGUAUUCAGUUCGAGUUAGUAACAGUGCUGGUGACGUUAAUUCAACUAUGCCUAAUCUAAUUAUAGUGGACCUUCCUGUGAUCACUUUGCAGCCGAUGAGUACGGGAGUGGGGGAGGGUGCUAGUGUCACUUUUAAUGUAUCAGCAUCUACGGGGGAUGGUAUUCUCAACUAUCAGUGGCUAAAGAAUGGGUCUGAGAUACCAGGAGAAACAUCCUCCACUCUGGUACUCUCUUCUGUCAUGGAUGAUGAUGAGGGAGCUUAUAGUGUCAAUGUCACCAACAGCCUCUUGUCAAUCUCAUCCGAUAUUGCUACACUGACAGUUGGUUGUGCCCUAAAUGUCCUCGGAACAAGCCCCUCCUCUCACACUGGACCUGGCUCUGUCUCUGUGCCCAAUGGAGUGAUUUACUACAAUGGUGUUGUACCUGGGUCCAUCGCAUAUCUGUCAUGUGACGAGGGCUACUCUUCAAAUGAAGAUACAGUAAAUCGAACAUGCCUAACGAACGAUACAUGGAGCGAGAUUUUUCGAAGGUGUGUUGCACUACCAUCUUCGUCUGCAAGUUCAACUCUAACUACGGGAGGGUCAAUUGCACUGUCAAUAGUUCUGACUUUCUUUGUUGCACUGGCUCUUGGCAUUCUUAUUGCUUUACUGGCUUUGCUGCUGUUUAAGAAAUCCCAUGUAAAGUCAUUCGAUCCAGCUUCGAAUUCGCAUCAAAUGGAUGCUGUGCAAAAUGAGUAUGCUGGUGAUGUGAAGAAGAAUGACCAUGUGGUGCUUGAGUCUAGCUUUCAAGAUACAGACACAGCUGUAACUGUUGAAGUGAAUACCAUGAUGGGUGGUCAAUAAAUACAAGCACUAUAAAUCAUGUAAUUUACUUGUAUUGCAUUAUAACAUUUAAAUUAGAGCUGAGCAGUCUUUGUUGAAUAGAAGUUUUAUGUUAUUCAAAUUAUUGUUUAAGUGAGAGCAGAACUCUUUG
Molecule: messenger RNA, 1336 nt
Organism: Halichondria panicea
Lineage: Eukaryota; Metazoa; Porifera; Demospongiae; Suberitida; Halichondriidae
Exons: 4
Coding region: 58-1206 (382 amino acids)
Biological process (GO): homophilic cell-cell adhesion; dendrite self-avoidance; axon guidance
Cellular component (GO): axon; plasma membrane
Molecular function (GO): cell-cell adhesion mediator activity
Source: RefSeq, a predicted model, not a curated record